Molecule: messenger RNA, 1011 nt
Organism: Suillus bovinus
Lineage: Eukaryota; Fungi; Basidiomycota; Agaricomycetes; Boletales; Suillaceae
Exons: 10
Coding region: 1-1011 (336 amino acids)
Source: RefSeq, a predicted model, not a curated record
AUGUUCUUUGCCAGCACCAAUGUACUAGGUUCCGAAGAGGACCUUGCGGUCCUGCCGGACAUCACGCCCAUUUGGGAGGGUCUUUUUUCGCCCAAGAAACCUAUGCCACACAUCUACUGGUACUGCCCAUUCUACAUCGAAGUACUCGAGGCAGAGGCGUACCCACAGCAAGUUCUUACCAACUUGAAACUGCCAGCAAGAAUCCAAUAUUUCAAUACCAAGCGAUCUCUGGUGGCAGAAGAGAUGUUCAAGAACCCUCGUCUCCAAGAUCACACUGACCCAACCAAACUUAUUCACACCGCGCUGCAUUUUACAGUGGUUUGCAGGCAUUUAUCGAUGGAAGGAGGAGGUUCAAGCGGUUUACAGGCAUUUAUUGAUGGAAAGAGGAGGUUCAAGGCAUUUAUCGAUGGAAAGAGGAGGUUCAAGUGGUUUACAGGCAUUUAUCGAUGGAAAGAGGAGUUGUCUCCACUGACCCAACCCCAAACUUAUUCACACCGCGCUGUAUUUACAGCGGUUUACAGGCAUUUAUCGAUGGAAAGAGGAGGUUUAAGCGGUUUGCAGGCAUUCAUUGAUGCCCUCACCGCCCUCACCGCUAUAAUGUGCUCCAGUAUGGGCGUCAACAACCUUUGGGAGUUACUAGAGCCUGCUGCAAAAACAGUGCCCAUUACCUCGCUUGCCCUCCAGGACCGCUAUGUGGGACCUGCUCCUCACCUGCCCUAUGUGAUAGGAGUUGACACAAGGUCAGUCUUUGCACGGUGGUUUGAACAGUGUCAACAAGGCAAGUGGCACCUGUUACAAGAACAUCUAGACGCUUGGGCCCCUACCAUUUUUCUCCUAAUCCUCCUCGUAUCAGCCCUCGCGUCAUACCCUUACCCCGACCUUACCCUUGUCAUCCUUGUCAUCCUCGCAUUCCCUUUCGCUCUCUAUCUGUCGCUUCAGCAAAGCCAGUACAUCUGGCCGGACCCUUUUGCUGACGAAGCAUACCCAUGCUCCAUUCCACCACCUGACUGA